Molecule: messenger RNA, 5474 nt
Organism: Paramuricea clavata
Lineage: Eukaryota; Metazoa; Cnidaria; Anthozoa; Malacalcyonacea; Plexauridae
Source: the annotation of a GenBank genome assembly
AUGUCAGAAUCAAGAAAACACGUCGUUUUUGAACUCUGGGCCUUAUUCUGUUUUGUGUUCUACCAAAUUGCCUCUGGAUUUCCUGAGACUAGAUUAACCCGCGAACAAGAUGGAGAUUAUUUUAACAAUCUCCAUAGAAAUUGUGAUUAUGGUGACGAAGAAGGAUUUUGUUUUUCGACAAAUUCAAUUUGCUCUUCUACUCCAAGCAGGAAAUGUUGUUACUGUAAAUGUCGCGCAAUGGAAACGACUUUUAGUGUGACAAAUUUACGCUGUGCGCCAGAUCUGGACUUUCGACAAGGUACGGAUAUGUAAUAUAUAUAAGAUCUUAAAGUAAAUUUUUCUAUGUUAGUUGUCAGCGACGUUAUCAGCUAGACAAUUGUCACUGCUCAAGUACGAUAUUUUGGAACAUGUUAAUUUCUGAAUUCCAUAUCGUUUGUCACUUAUCAGUAGAUUUACCACAAGCCCGCGUCGCUGAAAUCCUUGCUUGGGAAGGAUUUUGUGAAAGACCAAUAAGUUCAAAACCCAUUGAUUGUGGACUUGUAUUAUAAUUACAAAUUAGAAUUUUGGGGCAUCUCAUUUCAUUAAACUAUUGUUGAACGAUUGUGUAUAUGGAAAUUCCGCGAGUGUAAAAUUCUAUACACCUAUUUAGAUCUGUAAACCAGUUGCGAAAAAUGCAACUAUCAGUGGAUUUCACUCGAGCCAUACAGUGAUAUACAAUAGGGAAACGCUUGUUGCAAUGGUGGUCAACUUUGCACAUAUUGCUCCUUUAUGCCUUAAUGUGGAAGCAAGUAAAUUUCGUUAAAGUGCAUAUAUUUGAUACCAAACACAAGAUCAAUACUUAUAACGAAUAUUUAACUUGAUCCGAUAGAUGUGUUUCCUUUUGGAGUUUACCUAAGCGCUAAACCUAUCACGUGACUCAAACCCAGCUAUAUUGAUCCUCUGGCAGGAAUUGAAUCUGCGAUUCCGGUGCAGUUCUCUAACCAACUGAACUAUAAAAAGUCCAGUUGUCGACGAGCUUUAAGCCUCUAACCGCAAGUUCUUGUAUAUUUGUGAUAUAUGCUAAGGUGAUUCCAUGGUGAAGUAUAUAUGGAUAACGCUUGCAUGUAUUCUAAAAGCUCACUUACUCAAAGAGUGGAGGUUCAAUCUGAGGCUUCCCUUGAGUGUCAAUGCUGUUUUUGAAUAGCUGGAGGGUUAGUGUCGUACCUUACUAUGUGACUACUCACCCUGCAGCUAUUCAAAAACAGCACUGACAUUCAAGGGAAGCUCAGAUUUAACCUCCACUCUUUGAGUGUGAGCUUUUAGAAUACAGGCGUGCAUGUAAAUAUCAGGUUUUUGCAAUUUUGGUCAUUUUACUCGAUUGAACUUAUUGUCCAGGAUUUCGUUGAAGAACAUUUCGUGUAAAUUUUAUAUUUAGAACUGUAUUAUUAUAUUCUUUGUGUUUAAUGAUCAUGAAUUGUUAAUGUAAAACGUGUGUAAUGAAUAUUUUGUGUGUGUGUUUUUUUUAUUUUAGGAUGCAAGGUAAAGUUUGAUGAUAAAAAUUUAAACCCGCCAAUAAAACUCCUUGAUCUAACCAAAUGGGGUGAAGCAAAAAUAUACUGGCAACCUGACUCCUCGCAUGAUAAAGUGAAAUCGUUUCACAUUGUCAAUAUGUAUUCGUAUCAUGAUGGAAGAAAGAUUGACAGUUUUUUAAAAGAAAAACGAAAAGGAAAGGAGAAAGAAAAACCAAAAAAGAAGAAGGAUGGUAUCUGGGAAGCUAAAAUUCAAGUAAACUUUAUUUACUUAUUAUACCGUAAAUUUCCGCCUCUCAAAUAAGCACUAGCCCCCUAUGUACUUUAUUUAAGUCCUCCUCUGGUAAGUCCCCUAUGUAAUAUGUUCCCUCUGUCUAAAUAAUACCCACCCCCUAACAAGUCCUCUGAUAAGGAGCAUAAGUAGCUACGUCCAGAAUUAAUUAUUUAAAGUUGUCGGCUUAAGCGUUCAAGUACCGAGAUUCCAUUACAAAGGGAGUGUAAAAGAAGACACAUUCUUUUGGUUUUGUUUUAGUGGAAUAGCGCUCAUUCUUACAGUGGCAAACUGUUCAAAGUUAAUAUCUCAUACGAAAUUGAAAAAAGUGACAAAAGUCGCAUGAACAGAAACGAUUGCUUCGUUUUCAAGUGUAAAGGAAGUACCGUGGGUAUGAAAGAGACUCUCUUUGUGCUUUUUUAUUUAGCAAAGUGCGUGCAGGGUCCAGUAACGCUCAAUGGGUAGGGUUAGUUAAAAAACUAUAAGGGCCCCUAACAGUUAGGGGGCCCCAUCAGCUACGGCCUAUCGCCCAGAAAAUUAGAAAACUUUAAAAAUGAAGGUUAAAGAAUAAAUGGGAAAAUACAAAAUGAUGAAUAAUGCUAAAUAUAAAGCCUAUUGACAUAGGGGCUCCUACACCAAAUAUGCCCAAGGCCCCCCCCCCCCCUUUCCUCCGUUACGCCACUGGCAGGGCCGUCGGCAUAACAAUACUGUUGUCCAGUUUUGAUCCAGUGAUGGAAAUAUUAAUGUUCGAUUGUCUUGUCAUCGUUUGAAAACUCGACUGUUCUCCAAGCCAUGCAGUCACGCAUUGUUUUUACUUAUUUUGCUUAUUUUGCAAGGCACCUGGUAAGCGCACACCCACUUAACUGUUUCGUUUAACACUGUAGUGACUUUUCCAACUUUACCUUCAACGACACCACCACCUUCAACAACAGAAAAAUCAACAACCCGGAAAUCAACUUCAACCGAGAAACCCACUUCAACAACUGAAAAACCAACUUCACCAACCCAGAAACCAACAUCACGAACCGAGAAACCCACUUCAACAACCGAGAAACCCACUUCAACAACCGAGAAACCAACAUCACCAACCCGGAAACCAACUUCAACAACCGAAAAACCCACUUUACCAACCGAGAAAUCCACCUCAACAUCUAUUUCAUCAUCAAGUAUGGUGCCUUCUCCUACAGAAGAAAUUUUAACAACUGCACGAUUUACAAGAAAAGCACCUAAUAAUACACAACCUACCAGAAAUACACCACGCACAAGAAAACCAACAGAUCCGGAACAACCACAUGUCCUCACGAGCGAAAUUUCAUCGUCCAGUAUCGCUGCAGACGUUCCUGAAAAUGAAAGACAGAGUUCCGAAAAUGAAGGAAACAAAAUGGUCUAUAUCAUUGUUGCUGUGGUCGCUAUUGUCACUGUCAUUGCUUUGGCUGUUAUCGUCCGUUUUGUCAUGAUACGUAAAACUAAGAAGAAAAUGUUAAAGAAGUAAGAUGGUUUAUUAAACUAUUAUUUCAUACACAGGAACAAAGUUACUACAGUGAUUUAAAGAACCAAAAAUUAUGUUGAAAAACGAGGAAUUAUAGCCGAAUAUUUUCACACACUUUAAGGUAUUUUAAAUCACAUUUCGACUGAGUCAAUAUACAACUUCUCAAACGAGCCCGUAUUUAAUUUUUGUAAAAUAAAGUAAAAUAAUGUUCGACUUAAUUCAGCAAGACGUUUGCUACCGAGAGACAACGAUACGGUAUACUGCAUGCUUUCCUUUCCGUUUUGCUCAUGAGUUUGAGAAUUAACUGUCUUUUUUUCCUUUAGGCGUGAAAGCAGUGCUAAUAUUAUAAUGUCAGGUAAGUUUCCAGCUGAAAUGUUUUUGCUUGAAUUAUUUUAAUAUUGUUUGAUGGCAGUUUCAAAUAUUAAAACUGGAGUUCUCAAACAUUCUUUAAUUAAUCUAGAUAUUAAUAAAAAUAAUAUCAAUGAAGAUGAGGAUGGACUCUACACAACUUUAGACAAGUCCACGCGCAACGAUGAGUCAAACUACCAGGCCUUGACAUUGCCUGGAGCAAAAAAUGUAAGCUUUGGAAAAUGUGUAAAUAUUUGUGAGCGUUAGGUUGUUCAACCUUGCAAGCCACGCUCUGAAAAAUUUUCCCCCGAUUCAAGAAAUGGUCAACUUUAGAAUUUUCACACAUCUCUUAUUUUUUUUAUUUUUCACUCCUAUAUGUAAUGAAAAGAAUUUGCAUUAUAAUCUUAGUGUGAACGCUGUUGAUUUACCACCAUUUGCUUCAGCUAUAGACUAACUGAUUUUGAUCUACACAAGAAGAACGAAAUCCCAUUACCAUAUAGCUGGAAAGUAAAGCUGCAAAGAUUGGUUGCUAAAUGUUGAAAAUGAGGAUAAUAUAUCCCUGUGAAGUUCACAAAUUUUGUAUAGAUUUGUAUUACGCGUGGUAAAAUACCACUUUCGGCUCAAAAAUGGUUAUUUUUCACGCGCGCAAUGCAAAUAUACACACGAAAUCCGCGAACUUCACAGGGCUAUAUUUUCUUCAUUUUACAACAUCAGUUUAGCAACCAAUCUUUGCAGUUUUACUCAUUCUAAGACGCUCUUUUUAGCUGUGGUGUUGGAUUUCGUUCUUCUCAGCUGUGCCUUGAUCAAUAUUUCGUCCUGUAGCUGGAAUCACCCAUUGUUUUAUUAAUCUUCACAGAAACCAACAACCAUAUUCUAUUCUUUUUCUUUUUAGAAGCAACCCACAGUUAAUGCUUACAAUGAAAAAAUGCAUCAAAUUGAAGGUAAGUACAAUAAGUAUAGGUUAUACAACUUAUAGGAGACUUUUCAGAGUGAGAAAAUUAAUGUAGUUUAAUUGCUUGCUUUAAAUUUUUGAAGCAAGAACAGUUAAAAGUGUGUGUGAACAUUUAAAAGUGUGAAACCAAACACAAAGCUACAAAAUAAAAGGCCUUUGCAUUGUUUACAAAUAUUUCAACUUCAUUAAUAUUAUUCAUCGUUGUUUUACUUCAUUAUACGAAAAUACAAUGGCUCAAUAAUAAUGGCUCAAUAAUAACAUCCAGUUUCCAAACCAUCAUAUAUGUUCAGUUUCCAAACCAUCAUAUAUUGCCGGAUAGACAAAACAUAAUUAGUUUAUUUCCAAGCCAAUAACCUAUGGUUUUCUAUCUUUAGGCGACUAUAUACACCUUGAUGUCGAUAACGUGUACAGCACAAUUGAUCCUCAAAUAAAUGACAGAAAAGUAGGGGCAAAAAGUAACGACGCAUUUGAUGCAAAUGAGGACGAACGCGCGUAUAGUAUUUUGGAACAGUACCCAAACCAGAUCGAUUAUACUACACCAUGUACUGGAGAUGAACGCGUUUACAGCAUUUUGGAAACGGAACCAGGCCAGAUUGCUUAUCCUACACCAAGUACCGUGUAUAGUGAACCUGAUUACGUCACAGUUUUGGAUAACAGCGACAUGGAUUACGUCACAGUUUUGCCGCCAAAAGUUGAGCCUGGCCAAUCAGAUUGCUCCGUUUAUGCCGACUUGUCUGAGCAAAGAGCUGGUGAAAAUGAAUAUCAAAGUUUGGUUAGACGAAAGAAAUGAAAUAUUUAGUUGAAUGCAAAAUGAUUGUUGAACGUUUAGUUUCUGAAAGUGUAAAAGCCUAAAAACUACACAUGUACAAUUUACAAAAUUAAAUUUCUUGAAUUCAUACAAUGUUG